Messenger RNA from Cylicocyclus nassatus, 1314 nucleotides. NCBI's taxonomy places the organism in Eukaryota, Metazoa, Nematoda, Chromadorea, Rhabditida, Strongylidae. The record is from the annotation of a GenBank genome assembly.
AUGUAUAAAACAACCCAAUCAAACGUUGUUGAGUGGCCUUCCCACCAUUUGGAGUCUCGCGUUAUACGACCACAAUCAGAAGAACAGCCAACCUGCUCUCAAGGGCAACCGAAUGAAAGUGUUCACGGACCACUGGAGGAAAUUGAGGAAGAGCGGCAGCGAAAGAAAAUUGAACAAAUGGCAUUCAAUAGACGUAAUAAACCUGAAGAUAAGCGUAAGAAGCGGUUAGCGGCCCAGGCCGAAAGAUCCAGGUUGAGAAGAAUGAAAGAGACCGAAGAGCGGAGACUGGAACGCCUCGCGAAUGAUACAGAAAGACGUAAAUCAAGAAGAUCAACCGAAACGGAAGAACAGCGAUUAUUGCGCUUGCGUUCAUUGGCAGAUGUUAGGAGAAAGCAACGUGCACAAAACAACAACUUGCUCAAACAAUAUCAUAGCAGUCAGGAAAAAUUUAGUGCAAACUCAAGAGAAGUUCUGGAAGAAAAUGUUACGGGCAAUCCUUCUGAUGUUGCGCAUAAUGAUGCAUCUGUUGCCUUCUCUACCCAAGAAGCAACGACUGAGAGACUCAAUACUUCCGAAGAUGAGUUUCAACACAACGCAUCUGUACCUCAUUUGGAUGAGAGUGCUUCCAAACCUUUGCCUUCCACGUCUGCCUACGUACCUUUGAAAGAUCUAACAAUACAGCCUUUACAUGAUGAAUACGUACUACUCACUCCUGAUCCUGCUUUGAAAGUUGUGGAAUCGUUAUUUGAGAACAAAAUGGCAAGAGCAUACGACAGAUUACCUGAGAACGUACGAAAAUGGAUACGAGGAUUUAGGAGCGAUUUGAGUGAGAAAAUCAGUGCAGAAGCACUUGAUUUUAUGAAAGCUGCGGAAAGCUUAUGGAGUGAUUAUUGCCAACAAAUGGCAUCUUUAUUGGAAUUCAUUUGCGUGUUUUUCAACCAAGUACUCCUUGUUUGUUUGCAGAUCCUUAUACGCAAUGUAUUUCUGUAUCUUGAUAGGACGUUCAUUCUCGAUAAUAUCGAUGAGUCCCCAAUAUGGGAAUCUUCACUAGUGAUAUUCCGCGAAGAAAUCGUAACAUAUGGGUCCGUACUCAAGAAGCUCGAUGGAAUUUUGGAAUGCAUAGCUGCAGAAAGAGCUGGAGAUCAAUUGUUCUUCGAGAAACUGUCACCGAAACGUUCAUUGCGCGUGCUCACAUCUGAGCACAUGGCUGAUUCGAUGGGACACGGUAUUGGGCACGGUACGGCAUUCCUCAGGGCACGAUUGAAACCCAAAAUCACGAAGACCAGCGAAUUAGAAACGGAAAGCUGCACAUGA